AUGGGGCGCGAAGAACAAGUCGAGGAGCGCGAGGUGCUCGAAUCCAUCUUUCCAGAUGAGAUCACCGACAUCUCAGAGACAGAGUUCAGAAUACAGAUCGCCCUCGACAUCCCCGGCGAAGAGGAAGACCCCCCGACAAUGUUUCUCCAGGUCCGUUAUCCAGAUGCCUACCCCGAUGAGCCACCCACUCUCGAUCUGCAAUCCGUACGUGACGCUGCGCCUUACGAGUGGUUCAGCGUCGCGGAUGACAAGGGGCGGCUCCUCAAGGGCAUCGAGGAGACAAUACAGGAGAACAUCGGCAUGGCCAUGGUAUUCUCCCUCGUUUCGGCUCUUAAAGAGGCCGCGGAGGUGCUCGUCGAAGAGCGCAAGCAGGAGAAGGAGAAGGAAAAGGAGGAGCGGGCCCUGGCCGCUGAGCGCGAGGAGAACAAAAAGUUCCACGGAACACCCGUGACACCCGAAACGUUCUUAAAAUGGCGCGCAGAUUUCAUCAAGGAGAUGAAGGAGUUGAAAGAGAAGGAGGAGGAGGAGCGCCUCGCCGAGCUGAAGAAGGCCAAGGUUAAGGAGCCUGUCAAGUUGACGGGGAGGCAGCUGUGGGAGCGUGGCCUUGCUGGCAAGACUGAUUUUGAUGAGGAGGAAGAAGGCGGUCUGGCGGAGGGUGUCGAGAAGCUCAAGGUCGAGGCAGUAUAG
This is a messenger RNA of Colletotrichum orchidophilum, 687 nucleotides long. Its product is annotated as RWD repeat domain-containing protein. The record is from RefSeq and is a predicted model, not a curated record. Lineage: Eukaryota; Fungi; Ascomycota; Sordariomycetes; Glomerellales; Glomerellaceae. Gene Ontology annotation, biological process: cytoplasmic translation. The coding region runs from base 1 to 687 and encodes 228 amino acids. Gene Ontology annotation, molecular function: protein binding. The transcript has 2 exons.